AUGUCCCAUACACAGCCCUCACCCACCGGGGCUGUAACGCCUCAUCAUGGCCACCUGGCCGCUCACCCGCAGGUCAAUGGCCACAUUCCUUUGCAGGCUCAGGGCCAGAAGGCUCCCACCCUGAACACCGCUCAGAAGAUCGCCGCGCUUAAUGAGCAGGUCUGGCUCCAAAUCGGAAGCCUGACUGAGCUGAUGGGCGAUCUCGAUGGCGCCAUGAACGCAUAUGAGCAGGCAUUGCGACACAACCAGUGGUCCAUUCCUGCCAUGAACGCCAUUUCCUGCAUUCUGCGGACAAAGGAACAAUUCCCCAAGGCUAUUGAAUAUCUCCAGAAUAUUUUGAAAUUGGACCCGACAAGUGGGGAAACCUGGGGUAGCUUGGGCCAUUGUCAUCUGAUGAUGGAUAAUUUGCAAGAGGCGUACACUUCCUACCAACAGGCUUUGUAUCAUCUGCGCGAUCCCAAGGAACCGAAACUUUGGUACGGCAUCGGUAUCUUGUAUGACCGCUACGGCUCCCUCGACCAUGCGGAGGAAGCUUUCUCGCAGGUUAUGCGAAUGUCUCCCGAUUUCGAAAAGGCCAACGAAAUUUACUUCCGACUGGGCAUAAUCUACAAACAGCAACAGAAAUUCAACCAGAGCUUGGAGUGCUUCAAAUACAUCGUCAAUGACCCCCCACGACCUCUCACAGAGGAAGAUAUCUGGUUCCAAAUUGGCCACGUUCAUGAACAGCAGAAGGACUUUGAUUCUGCACAGGCAGCGUACAGGCGAGUUCUGGAGCGUGAUCCCAACCAUGCCAAGGUGUUGCAGCAGCUUGGAUGGUUGUAUCACCAGCAGAGCAACAGCUAUGCGAGCCAAGAAAAGGCUAUUGAAUACCUCGAGAAGUCCGUUAGCGCAGACAACACUGAUGCGCAAAGUUGGUACCUCCUUGGUCGCUGCUACAUGUCGCAAACCAAGUAUCCCAAAGCCUACGAAGCUUAUCAACAGGCGGUCUACCGCGAUGGACGAAACCCGACGUUCUGGUGUUCAAUUGGUGUGUUGUAUUACCAAAUCAAUCAGUACCGUGACGCGCUUGAUGCAUACUCGCGUGCGAUUCGCUUGAACCCUUACAUUUCGGAAGUGUGGUAUGACUUGGGCACUCUGUACGAAUCCUGCAACAACCAAAUUGCGGAUGCUCUGGACGCCUACGGACGCGCUGCUGAUUUGGACCCGACCAAUGUUCACAUCAAAGCACGUCUGCAACUGCUUCAGAGUCAACUGUCGGGAUCCAACCCCAGCAACGGACCCGCCCCUCAGCCACAAGAUGUCCAUCCCCAAGCUUAUCAGGCUAAUGUUGGAGGACCUCCAGCUCCUCAAUGGGGCGCACCGGCACCCACUGGUGGUCCCCCACCUCAGCCACCGGCACCCCCUAGGCAAAUCGCCGAUUGGAACCGUGGUAUCAAUGAACUCCAAUCCCAGGCCCAGGCCCAGGCGCAAGCCCAAGCCCAAGCUCAGGCUCAAGCCCACGCUCAAGCCCAUGCUAAUGCCCAGGCUCAGGCUCAGGCUCAAGCUCAGGCCCAGGCCCAGGCUGCCAAUGGAUUUGAUCAUCGUGACGCUGUGCGUGCUCCUGUUUCUGUCCAGCAGAGUCCUAGACAGGAUCCGGGAAGGGUGUUCCCUGAGGCUGUGCGUGCUCAGCCAGCCCGCUCGCCGAAAACUACUCUUGUCGGGCCGAAUGCCUAUGCGCCAACGCAUGCAUUGCCCCAACUCUCUAACCCACCCGUUUCGGGCCACGAGCGAAUCCCCAGCGGCGCGAGUGCAUUUGCAUCUACUACUCGCGGCCCUCUCCCCCCUGCUCCUGCUGCAGGUGGUCCACCUGGGCCUAACGGUGCUCCAUCUUCUGCGGGACCUCUCCCCCCUUACAACCACCGUCCUUUCACACCGCCAGCAGAGAUCAGACCGAUCCGAGAUGAGCGACUCCCCUCUCCCGGCAGUGGAUACCCCCACCAGCAGUAUCACCCUGGCCCAAGUUUGCCCCCUCAGGCUGCCAGCAGCACGGGUAUCGCAGGCGGCGCUCCUCCGCCUGCAUCUGCUAUUGCCGCUGCUGAAGCUGCUGCCCGGGAACGUGAAGAUCGCCCUGCAUCUGCGAUGAAGCGUGGUAGAGAAUGGGAGACUGAACCCGGUCCAAUCAAGAAGAUUGCCAACGAAGAAAGCCGCGCUCGUCUUGACGACCAGGUCAGUCGCCGUGUGACCCCGCCAAACCGUAUUCCUUCGCCCCGGGAGAUGCAGCGUCGUAGCUCUUCUGAGGCUCGCCGUGAGGAUCAACGUCGUGUAAAUGACAACUACCACCCAUCGGAGGCGGCGCACCACCCUCCAACGCUGCCCUCUAUCCAACACAUGCCCCAGCAUGCUUCUGGCUCGAGUCUUCCUCCCAUGACUGAUGGCCCUGCUCCCUCCAACGGACCUCCAUCAGGCCCACCGUCCGCUCAAGCGCAGGUCAAGGAAGAGCCCGCGCGCAAUGAACAGCCUCCGUCGCAUGAGCCUGCCGCUCGGAAAAUGGAUGUUGAUGAGAACUAUGACGAUGAUGGUGAUGAUGAUAAGAGAGCCAGUGUUGUCGCAAAGGGCAGUCCACAUGGUAGUGGAUCGGGCAAUCCCAGUAGCAGUGGCAAUGGGGUUUUGAGCGGUGGCAGCCAGACAUCUCAGUCGAAACAGGAGCCUUCGGCAUAA
This is a messenger RNA of Aspergillus wentii DTO 134E9, 2697 nucleotides long. RefSeq names its product putative transcriptional corepressor Cyc8 (gene cyc8). The transcript has 8 exons. Gene Ontology annotation, molecular function: protein binding; RNA polymerase II cis-regulatory region sequence-specific DNA binding; chromatin DNA binding. The coding region runs from base 1 to 2697 and encodes 898 amino acids. Gene Ontology annotation, biological process: regulation of gene expression. Lineage: Eukaryota; Fungi; Ascomycota; Eurotiomycetes; Eurotiales; Aspergillaceae. The record is from RefSeq and is a predicted model, not a curated record.